This is a messenger RNA of Soboliphyme baturini, 315 nucleotides long. NCBI's taxonomy places the organism in Eukaryota, Metazoa, Nematoda, Enoplea, Dioctophymatida, Soboliphymatidae. The record is from the annotation of a GenBank genome assembly.
AUGCUGACGAUUGUUUCGUUCGCCGACCGGAUCGAACCGACUAGCUUGUCUAUGGCAGAACCGGUCUUCGCCGACUGUAGUGACAGAACGUGCCCUUUGCCACCUGAAAUCGCACGCGACACGUUGCACAAUGGAAAUUUUCUCUUCGACAGGCGACCAAGAAUCAGGUCGUCGCUACGAUGUCGAUGCUCGUAUUUCUUCUACUUCAUGCUCAAGCUGUCUUCUUCACCUUAUGACGGUACGGCAACUGUCAGCAAUGGAUUUGUCGAUUUUUACGCUACGCUGCAUCUGUCAAAUCCAUAUCACUACAACUAA